Messenger RNA from Actinia tenebrosa (Australian red waratah sea anemone), 10748 nucleotides. Its product is annotated as sacsin. Gene Ontology annotation, molecular function: Hsp70 protein binding. NCBI's taxonomy places the organism in Eukaryota, Metazoa, Cnidaria, Anthozoa, Actiniaria, Actiniidae. The record is from RefSeq and is a predicted model, not a curated record.
AAGACAAACGAACUUUGACCUUGAACCUUAUCUUUGCAUUAUUCCUAAAGAGAUGCAAGAAAAAGAACUACGUGGCUUUUUUUCAACGUUCGGAGUAAAGGACUGCUUCACUGAAGAUGAUCUCUUAGACGUUCUCCUUGAAAUCCAAGCCAAGCACGACAAUGCUAUGUUAGACAGAGACGUCAYARCCAAAGAUAAACAACUGGCCCUAGAUAUCCUUCACUGGAUCGUUCGUGAUGGCCCACUGAACCAUGAAUUGCGUGAUAAAGUCUAUGUUCCAGUGAUGAARGGUCCAGGCAUUUUAAAACUUGUUCCAUUAACGGAGUGCACUUUUUGUGAUGCUGAGUGGUUACGCGGGAACUUCUUUGAACUCCAGAUGCUUCCGGAGCUGUCUGACCUAAGCCUGAUAGAUGAGAGCAUUUCCAACACUACAGCCUCCCAUCUAGGAGUUCCUCCAAUGAGUCGGUGCGUGACUGCACCUGAAACACUGGGCUUUGAACAAGCUGGUCCGUACGAACCUAUAACUCGGCGGUUAAAGAAUAUUUUAGACGAGUAUAAGGAAGGAGCUGGUGUCUUCAAGGAACUCAUACAGAAUGCAGACGAUGCUGGUGCAACUGAAGUGAAGUUUCUGGUGGAUUGGAGACAACACCCGGUAAAAAGGUUGCUGGCAGAAGGAAUGAAGGAAAGUCAAGGUCCAGCUUUGUUAGCCUAUAACAACGCCGUUUUCACCAAAGAAGACUUUACAAACAUCAACAAGCUCGCUGGAGCUACCAAGAAAGAAGACUUGGAUAAAAUUGGCCGAUUUGGGUUGGGUUUUAACUCGGUGUAUCACUUUACCGAUACUCCAAGUUUCGUAAGCUCCAACUAUGCAGUAUUUUUUGACCCAGAUACCAAACAUCUUGGCCAUUUCAUAACAAACCCCUCGCAUCCUGGAAUCAAACUGGAUUUGGCAGCAAAGAGGCAAACCCUUCUUUGCUAUCCAGACCAGUUUCAGCCCUACCAGGGCGUCUUUGACUGUGAUGUCAACGGAGAUAUGCCUUUCAACUUUGAUGGCACACUCUUUCGUUUUCCUUUUCGUCGCGGGCCAAGUGAAAUAUGCGACAAGCGGUACAACGAAGGCGAUGUAAAAGCGUUACUUGAAUCCUUUAAGAGAAGUGCCUCGAGUCUUCUUUUGAAUACCCAGAAUGUACAACACGUAAGCGUAUGGGAGUUAGAUUAUCGUGCAAAUAAGCCAUCUGACAUGCAUUUCAUAACAAAAGUAGAGAGGAAGAUCUUAUCUGAUUCCGGAGGUUUAGACAAGACGACGUUUCUACAAGAUUGUGCAACAUGGUUUAAGAGAGAAUAUCCGAUGUACUGGGAUGAAAGUCUUCCUCCUCAGCAUACGAAGAUUAUUUCAAUAACGCACACAACAACAGAAGACGAGCAGAAAGCAAGAACAGAAUACUGGCUUCAAUGUGAUCGGAUGGGGGAUGCGGAGUCCCAUGACAUGGCCACGAGUGAAGAAGGAAGGAAAAAAGGACUUCUUUCCUGCGCUGGAGUUGCUGUAAAUCUCAGUGGAUCAAUAGGUAACUGGAAAAUCAAAGAUACCAAUGGUGAAGCAUUUUGCUUUCUUCCACUUUCCAUUCCAACCGGUCUACCGGUUCACGUGAACGGAUACUUCGCUGUGACGUCUAAUCGAAGAGGAAUCUGGGAACAGACAGCAGAAGAAAGCCAAUAUUUUCAGCCCCUAGAAGCUCGCUGGAACAAAGCACUUAUGAAGGAUGGAAUUGCACAUGCUUACCUAGAGCUCUUAAAAGAAACAAAACAAAUGGCCCAAGAAGGUAUUCUUCAAGAGUACAACUUUUGUUCUUUAUGGCCGAAUCCAUAUCGUCUCCAGUCACACACCUGGAACUCACUUAUUGUUGGAGUUUACAAAUUGAUUACAAGUUCAUCAUUAGCUUUACUAAAAAGCGGGAGAAAUUGGUAUUCAGUCGACGAUUGUGUUUUCCCUGACACUGAUAUGCAGAGGAUUCCUGCAAGUCUUCAAAUUCUACGAGAAUUGCAAUACAAGAUUGUGGAUCUUCCACUCUUUGCUCGGAAAGGUUUCAGUAUGGCGGAAUGUGGAGAACAGAUUGAAAGCCAGACGAUGUCAGAGAAAAAGUUUCUGGAAAAGGUGUUUUUUCCAAACAUCAACUUCAUAGCAGGUGGACUACGUGACAGGGUGGUCUGCUAUGUUAUUGAUGAAUGUUUGGCAGGCAGCGAUGAAUCCAAGAAAAAGCUAUUCCAAGAGUUAUUAAGAACCAACGCUUGCAUUCCCUGUUCAGCAGAUAAGCAAGUACUUGCCCGGCCAAGAGAUCUUAUACGUCCAUAUGGUGCUGCAGCAUCUCUGUAUUCACCGUGUGACAACAAAAUGCCCGUGGGAGAUUGUUUUCUUGAGACCAAACGUCUUCUGAUGCUUGAAAAACUCGGCAUGGUAAAGAAAUUGAACUGGGAUCAAAUAUGUGAUAGGGCACAGUCGGUUCAGAGCUUCAAGUACGACAAUGGCCUCAAAAGGGUUUCCUGUCUAAUCAAGUACCUAAACAAGUACAUAGAUGAUAUGCCCUCGGCAGAUGAAGACACAAUUCAGUGUUUGACUUCUUUGCCAAUUUUUCCAGUAAUGCCAAAGCCAAAGUCAAAUUUUUUUCUGUGGGAAGGAGAAAGAAAUGGACGUAAAGCAAUGCUGUCAUCUGACAAACUGUUUGGCAAAGAAUUCAGUAACAUUAUUGGUUCAUUGAAGCCAAUUUUGGACGAGUCUGAAGAAACUGGAUGUGGAAACCUAAAAUCAGAAGUGCGGAAGCUUUUUCAGAUAUCAGACCACCAACCGAUAGUAAAAGAAGCACUAACCCAAUUGCAAAUAGUAUGCGAGUUCUUCCAAAAAACGGAAAAUUGCAUAUCUUUGCAAGGUGUGACUAGUGAGAUUUGCUACAAUAUUUACGCGUUUCUGAAAAGCCAUAUCAGUAACGAGGACGACAUGGAGUUGAUGAAAUGUACUUUGCAAGACGUAUCGUGGCUUUUUGUGGAGAGUCGUUUUGUCAAGAGCAACCAAGUUGCAUUUGUAUGGAAUGGUUAUGGAGCGCCCUAUCUUUAUCGUGUCCCUACUUCUCUUGCCCUUCUUUACCGUGAUCUUCUUGAAGAAAUGGGAGUUAAGAGAACAUUCCAAGUACAGGAUUUUCUCUUGGCCUUGAAAGAAAUGAGCACAGAAAAGAUAAACCAGAGACUUAACGAUGCUGAGUUCAAAGUGGCGAAAGRAUUAUUAGACGAGUUAAAUAAGUUGCUAGAUAAAAUACCGGAGGAGGAUGUUGGAUGCACACCAAUGCCAGAUCAAGAUAGAAUCCUGCACUCGACCCAAGACCUCGUUAUCAACGAUGCCCCAUGGAUUCUAAUGGACCAGGAUGUCAAGUAUGUUCAUAAGGAUAUUUCCAUAAAUCUCGCUCAUGCACUAGGGGCACGAGAUAUCAGAACCAAACACCUGGAGGACAUAUCGAGAUCCAUUGGGCAGCCAUUUGGUCAGAAGGAGCUACUCACAGAUCGUCUAGCAAAUAUUCUGAAGUCGUAUCCUUGCGACUUUGGAAUUCUUAAAGAGCUUCUCCAAAAUGCUGAUGAUGCAAAGGCAACAGAAAUCCAUUUUGUUUACGACCCUCGUCAUCACGGUAAAGAGCGAUUAUUCAAAGAUUCUUGGAAGGAGUUGCAAGGACCUGCCUUGUGUGUGUUCAAUAACCGUCCUUUUUCUGAAAAGGACCUUGAGGGAAUUCAGAGGCUUGGCAUAGGAAGCAAAGCUGAUAGUCCAGAAAAGACAGGACAGUAUGGAAUUGGCUUCAACGCUGUUUACCAUCUGACUGACUGCCCUUCUUUUAUAACGAAUGGAAACACUCUCUGUAUCUUGGAUCCCCACGCUCGAUAUGCUCCUGGAGCCACAAAAGAUAAUCCUGGAAGACUUAUUGGUCCAUUUGAAAAAACUAGCAAUUUUCAAGAAAAUUAUCGAGAUGUAUUCCCAGGAUACCUUGGAGAUAUGUUUGACUUAAAGGGAUCAACAAUGUUCCGUUUUCCACUCCGAAACGAAGACAUGGCCAGUAAAUCUGACAUCUCUCAAAAAGAGGCCCUUUCGAAGAUCAAGUACCUUUUGGAAAACUUUAUGACGGAGGCAAAAGAAACUCUACUGUUUCUGAAUUAUGUUAAGAAAAUUUCCAUUUCAAAAAUAGAAGAUGGCGGAUUGAAACUUAUGCAUGAGGUUUCAGCAGACCUUGAAGAAGAAGAUGAAAACAAGCGCAGUUCUCUAGUUUCCUAUAUAAAGAAGUCAAAACAUCUUCCAACGAGUGAGAUAGAAAGAUUUGGAAUAUUUUAUCCAAUCACGCUCAAAGACAAAUCCUCUGAGGAAACGUGGCUUGUUCAGCAAACAAUAGGUGUUUGCACCCAGGGAAGGAAAGUUGACAUCCCUGACGGAAAACAUCAUGGUCUCCUUCCACGAGCAGGUGUUGCGGCAAAGGUAACGUCCAAAACAGAAUUGAAACGGGAAAUAGGAAAUGGGAAUAUUUCAACUUACCCUGAAAGGAGAAAAGCAUUUUGUUUUCUUCCACUACCUGUUAUUACUGGACUUCCAUUACAUGUAAAUGGCCAUUUUACUCUCGACUCGGGGAGACGUCAUCUUUGGCAAGACGAAGACAAAAGCGGCUUCCGAAGCACAUGGAACCAGUUCCUGAAGACGGAAGUGUUAGCUGAUGCGUACACAAGCCUUCUAGUUGAAGCUCGCGGACAUAUUCUAUAUCUUAAACACGAAGAGCAGUCAUACUUCAGUCACUCAUAUGAAGCAAGUUAUGGCUUGGGAUGGUAUGAAGGGCUAUUUCCAUCGCAAGAUAUAUGUGAAUCCCAGUGGAAGGGGUUGGUCGUCGCUGUCCUAAACAAGAUAACUCACGGUGACAAGAAUGUUUUACCUUUACUCCAAAAGGUAAAAACCGAGAAAGGAUUCAAACACAUUUGUAGCUGGCUUUCUUCUUCAGAAAGUUUUUUCCCUAACUUAGGUUGUAACCGGGAGCUUUCCAGUAUUUUGCGAAACAUUGGAUUCAAUCUGGUGUCCCUGCAAUAUAAGAUGUACGAGAAUUUCAAGAAAGCAAACACCCAAGUUAAAGAGGUAGCCCCUGAAUCGGUUUUAAAGUUUCUUUCUGUUCAUGCACCACUUUUGGAACAGCUUCCUUGUCCGAUAGGAGAUUCUGGUAUGGAAUCAGCUGCAGACGUUAUCUCUCUAAUAGAAUAUUGCAUGAAGUCACCAACCUUUGUCAAGAAUCUGGACGGCGUUCCUCUUUUACUUACACAAGAUGGGAUUCUAAGAGUCUUCAGCGAAAAGCAUCCAGUUUACGUAAGCAAGUUUUCAUAUCUGGUUCAGUCAUCUGAAGAUCAUGAUAAAUUUGCUGCAAAAGACGUUGUGACAGUCUUACGACCUGUAUGUGAAGAGCUUUUUCUUGAAAGACUUCCAGUUGCAUUGCCACUAAACUUGUCUAAUCUAGUGACGUUUUUCCCUUCCAUCUUCAAAGAACACGAAGUUUGGUCUCAGACACGUAUUCCUGUUUCCUGGAAACCAGAGGGAAAAGACCGGGAAAUUAGGAAAUGGCUGAUCAGUUUGUGGUUUUUCAUCUCAAAGAAACACAAAGCAAAUCCAUCGGAUCGUUUUCUUGAGCCCUUAAGACCUUGGCCUGUGAUUCCAACCACAUCAGGACAUCUUCUACCUGUUUCAAUGUCUAAAACUGUUCUAGAUCUUACUGAAUCAUACUCAUGGUCCAACAACCAAAGAAACAUUGUUAAAGCAUUGAGGGAGCUCCGGUGCCCCAACGUGGACAUUGAACUGUUGAAUUCAAAGGGAGCAAGUGUUUCAGACGUAGUUAAAACAUACCUGGCCUAUCCGAAUUCAGUAAAUGACGUCAUUACUGUUCUGGACAGCUUAAUGGAAAGAGAACAUGACAUAUCUGGAAGAAUCGAUGCUAAAACCGCAAACCUUCUGCUGCAUUUCCUUAAAGAAGAUCCCCAUACGUUACAGUCUAACGCUAGAAACGUGCCAGUGCUUCGUAAACUGCCGUUUUACGAGACGAUUGAUGGUCGGUUGAUUAAACUGGAAGGCGCUUCAUCUAUUUGCAAAGUAUCUCGCGGGAUACCACUAGAGGAAUCGGAGUUGUGGAUGGAAGGAACAAGAAAUAUUUUUCUUGAGCCUUGUCAAUCUCUCGACGUUCUUCACGAAAUGCUUGGUGUGGAGUUAAAGUCACACGUCUCCUGCUACAUCGAUUUCAUCUUCCCUAAGUUCAGCCUUCUUCAGGAAUCUACUCGCCUCGAACAUCUUUCGUACAUAAGAGACAAGCUCCUUUACACGGAUAAUGAAAAUGAAGUUGCAAGACUGGAAUCAGCUCUUAGAAAUCUAAAGUUCAUCCCACAUGUAGAUUCAGGAGACUUGCACACGGCAUCUUAUUACUACGACCCUAGAAACCCAGUGUUUAAGGCCAUGCUCUCAAAAAACAAGUUUCCGGGAAAACCGUUCUGUAAAAUCGAGUGGGUUGAAUUUCUUUGUCGGAUUGGCUUGCAGACAACGUUCACCAAAGACCAAUUUUUAGCGUUUGCUAGAGAAAUUGAGAAAAAAGCAGAGCAGAAUGAGACAAAGGAUCUCUUGGAGAAAUCGCAAGUUCUCACUCGAUAUCUUCUUCAGGAAGAAAAUUUUCACGAGGCCAACUUUCUUGCUAAAGUCUCUACCAUUAAGUUUGUUGUUGCUCACAAAGCCGACGAAAAGUUUAACUCUCUUGUUAAGCAAUAUCUUUUUGAGCAGAAGGCAUUUGCACCUUUCAUUUCCUUCAGAAAUGCCCUGCCUCGAAAACAUGAAGUACUCGUUUGGGGAAGCGCGGCACUCCUGCCUGACUGGGCUUUGCCAAGUGAGAUGCCUACUCGAAGAGAUCUAGGGAUUCUCGAAAAGCCAACUUUGCAACAAGUUAAGAAUCAUGUGCAAAGACUUUGCAGUAGAUUUGAUAGCAAGGACAUGGAUUUGAAAGAAUCUGUCAGGAAACUCCUAUUGCAAAUAAUGUCGAAAACGUACUCCUUUCUUCAAGACUCGCUGUAUGAUUCGAACGUUCACCAACUUUUCCAUGGUCUGCCUCUAGUUUUGGUGGAAGAUGGAAGAGUAUUUAUUCGAUGUGAGCAGCUCGCCUUUGAAAUGGCAACGUAUGAAGAACAACCACCGUAUUUGUACAAGGUACCGAGGGGAUUUGGCCAAUUUGAGAUACUAUUCAAGCAUCUUGGAGCUUCCGAGAAGCCGUGCCCUACACAGUAUGCGUACAUCCUUCAAACUCUCUGGAAAGAUAGCAAAGGAGACGAAGUACAUCCUGAGGAAUUGAGGCAUGUGGAGAAUGCUGUGAGAGGUUUGUUCAGAACUUUGAAGAGGUUACACAAAGAAGAUGAGCGUGCAAAAACCACGAAGUGUUUGGAUUCUCUACAGGGAAUUGAAACCCUUUACCUUCCUACCGAAAAGAAACAUCUGAAACCUUCCAACCUUCUGUACUACGCGAGCCCUCAGCUGCUAUUAAGAAUAGACAAAGCUGAGUCCACGUACGAUUUAAUAUACGACCUUAUGGAUUGUGGAUUGGUUAACGAUCGUGCUGAGGAUCUCCUUGGGUACCUUCCUCCGCGUUUACAGGUGACGCCGUUGACAAACAUUCUAAUUGAAGAGCUACACGCAGAUUGCUUUGAUAGAAAGUGCAAAAUGGAUGAAAGUGGGAAAUGCUCCAGUGCAAACCGACUAAGGUCAUUGCUAGAUUCCCACUACCUUAUUGAUGGGAUAAUCAGGAUCUUGAAAUCCCAAAAUCGUUCAAUGAAAGUGGACGAUGAUUUACGCACAAAGGUCGAAAGCCUAAGAACGAUCUUUAUUUUCGUGUGUUUUGAGAAUUUGGAAACUGUCCUGAAAAAUGAGAAAGAUGAAGAAGCAGGAGGAAGUAAGGUUUCAAAGUCGUAUUUCGCAAAACAGGAUGGAGCAAAGACAUGCAUUUUCAUCCAACAUGGUGCAAGGAAUAUUUAUGAUGUUAGCUAUGAAUUGUCUUUAGCUGUAAAUAAGCACAUCGGCAAUGCACUCAAUCAAGAACAUGUUACACAUCUUGAAUUCAUAAUCCUAUAUGGAAUAAUACGUCAUCCAACAGCAAUCCAAUCUACAUUAGAUUUUCGCGGCAUCGAACCAGACAAGGAGGAAUUAACCAACAGUGCCCCAGAAACGUCAUUCCUAGGUUCCCUGAUACCUGAGGAGAUGCAUUACCUUCUGGUUCAAUUCGAAGACAUCUUAUUUCGUCCAGAAGAAAUAGUUGGAUAUGAGAAGGAGGACAACUCUGAAAAGGAACAAGGAGAGUACUGUUACGCGAGGAUAGUUCGCGAAACCUCAGCACCGAAUCUUGGGGGGAGAACGAAGAAACCAAAGAGAGAUCCUUCCACUGGAAGACGAAAGACCCACAACUCGUUUCUUCGAAAGUAUCUGAUAGACAUUGGUACUGGAGAGAAAAUUGAAGUAGAUGCCCUUGACUUGUACAAACUCAAACGUCCAGAGGAAUUGAGUGAUGCAAACGAUAAUACGACAGACUUUGAAAUGUCGGAUUCUCAAACUGUUGUUCCUUAUGAUGGUGAAGAGCAGUCAACAGGAACAAAUGCGACGACGAACGACAGUCGCCCAGAUUUACCACGUACGUGGGAGAAGGCCGUAAAGGAGGUGGAUAAGGCUCUGGCAGAUAUCAUGAAACUUCYAAACGAGCAGCGAAAAAAGGCUGUAAAGCGACUGUAUUUACGAUGGCAUCCAGACAAAAAUCCCGAUAUGGAAGAACUGGCCACUGAGGUAAUGAAGUAUAUACAAAAUGAGUUCCAGCGUCUUUCGGAAGGAAAGUCUCGUAAUGCCAGCCAAGCAGGUUAUGAUGCUGAAGAAUGGGAGUCGUCUUUCAGGAAAUGGGACCAACGAGCAAGACGUCAACGUGCAAGUUAUGACAACUAUCGACGAAGUAAUCCCGGAUUUACGAGGAACUUCUCGUCGGGAGGAGGGUUUAGAGGGUUUAGUCAGUCUUAUUAUAGUCCUUCUGGAAGCUCGACGCCAUUCGGACAAGGAAGUAGCAGUUAUCAUUCGCCAGACGCAAUAUUGGCAAGAGUCUGGAUAAUCCAGAGUCGCAGUGACUUAGAAAGCGUGAAAUACCUUUUCAGCGCAAAAACACCAGGUGGUUUCUACUGGCUGAUCUGCUUCCAGUGCAAUCAAGUCGUAGAAAAAGCUUUAAAGGCGGCUUUGUAUUCUGUGAGUGGAAUCUCUGAUUCUCAGCUGGACAGCCAUGACUUGACAAGCCUGGCGUAUAAUUUGAAACGACUUCCAAGAGCACCGGAUGUCGUUCAUUUGGCUGGGAAAGUUUGGAGCUAUCACGAUGCUACACGUUAUCCACACAAGCAUCACCCAGCUAAGCCACCGAAGGAAGUCUAUACCUUUCAACAAGCACAAGAGGCGUAUGAUGUAGCUAAAAGUGUGUUGAAAACGCUGGAGGAAUUUAUAGGCAUUCUUCACCUCUAAGUUAAAGGACGAGUGAAGAAAUCACCUAACUAGUGAAAGAAGAUAAGUGGAUGCAUAUCUGAGGCAAAGACUAGUGUCGAUAAAUAAAAACAACUGCUUUGUUUUCCGGUUUAAAAAGUGGAUGGAUGAGGCAGUAGUGGGAAAACAUGCAAAAUUUUAAACGUGAUUUCGAAGUUGUUACUUUAGUGGUUAGUUUAAAAGCUUGCACAUUCUUUAGUAAAAAAGUGGGAAAGCCAUUUCAGUGGCAAAUGAAACCGUCAAAGUGCAUGCAGUAGCUAGUGCCUGCAUGCUGCAAGUCACGGUUAGAAACUCGUCCACUGAGACGAUUGGAAAAGCCAAGAGCAAGAGAAAAUAAACUAGUUCAUAUUCUCUUGCCAAGAGCCAUUAAUUGAAAAAAAAGUUCCCAAAGUUUUAGUAAAGUAACGAAGAGUUUUUAGACAUAUAUUUAGGGAGGUAGAGCAGUCUUUUGUACUGUUUAUUAAUACAGCACAAAGCAAGUGACGAAACGCGAGUUACAAGCGCUUGAGUAAUUUCGGAUCCUGAACGAGCGAGAAAAAAACUGUCAAAUUUGUUUUAUUUCAUAGUAAGAAAAUACGUAGUUUUUAAGUUCAGUGUACAGGUUUAUUUAGUUUUCGUCUAACCGAAAAGUCAUCGAAAGCUUCCCGUCCACACUUGCGUUUUCAUAGCGUUUACACUGAUAGGAUCAGUGAUAGCGUUCACACUGAUAGAAACGCAGAUAUGAUCGCAAAUGAUGCAAUAUCUUCAUCGCAUGCGAAAAAACAGAAGUGCCAGUGGGAAUAACGUCACACAAGCGUCGGAAUCGGAAGCAACAUACGCCGACUUAGUAUCGCAUUUAUCACCUGGGUGUUUAAAGACAAGCUGACUGUUAACGAGCAUUACACUACUGAGUUUGCGUUUGUUGCUUCCGAUUCCGAUGCAAGUAGUGUGAACCAGGUUUUAUACGAUAGGCUUCCGUUCUCAAAUGUCUCCACUCUUGAGAGCGUUUCCAAAGGUAUGUUUUUCGAUCUUUUAAGUGUGAAGGCAAGGCCAGAACGCAUCGAAAAGUAUGCGUUAUGUGGACGGUUUCUUAAUAGUAUAAUGCACGUUAUAUAGGGUUAGUUUUGUGACGCGAUUUCAGUUUUAGGUCAUGUUAUGGUAUAUAAUAAAGUGGUAUAUAAAAUGG